Molecule: messenger RNA, 4293 nt
Organism: Arctia plantaginis
Lineage: Eukaryota; Metazoa; Arthropoda; Insecta; Lepidoptera; Erebidae
Source: the annotation of a GenBank genome assembly
AUGGAGUCACAUAAGAAAAAGUGUCGCCCACCGCAUCCAAGAGCUACAGCUAACCCACUAUCAGCACUCACAUUUGCAUGGACAUUACCCAUGUUCUGUGGUGGAAUAAAAAAAGAAAUGGAGGAAGAAGAUCUCUAUGAACCUCUAGCAGAACAUUCAUCAGGACCAUUAGGAGACAAAUUUGCACGUUUAUGGGAGGAAGAGGUUGCGCGGGCAGAAGGAAAGAGAAAACCAAGUCUUUUACGAGUCAUAGUGAGAGCAUACGCAGCUAGGUGUAUGCUCUACGGAUUUGUAUUGCUAUUCAUGGAAUGUGGGAUCAGGAUCCAGCAGCCACGUAUGCUGGGCUCGUUCAUCGGGUACUUCGGACAAGAAGAAGAACGUUUCUUGCGCGACCGAAUUUUGUUGCUCCGUCGACGCAUGGAUCUCUUUAAUAAUGACAGUAAUCAUACACAGAUAGCUCAGCCUGUGUUCCUCGGCAAGCUGGUGGAGUACUACAGUCCUAAGACUUCACUAACAACAGAACAGGCGUACAUGUACGCCAUUGCCGUUGUUUUGUGUUCUGCACUAAACGUAUUCGUCGUGCAUCCAUACAUGAUGGCCAUAUUACACAUGGGCAUGAAGUUCAGAGUUGCCUGCUGCUCACUUAUUUAUAGAAAGUCAUUACGACUUUCCAAAACUGCACUAGGCGAGACAACAGUCGGCCAAGUAGUGAACCUACUCUCAAACGAUGUGAAUCGUUUUGACGUGGCGAUCAUAUUCCUCCAUUACCUGUGGAUCGGUCCACUUGCCACGGUCAUAAUCACUUACUUCAUGUGGAUUGAGAUCAGCUGGGCCGCUGUCGUCGGGGUAGGAGUCAUGCUGGCGUUCAUUCCGUUACAAGCGUACCUGGGUAAGCGCACAUCUACACUAAGACUGAAAACAGCGCUGAGAACUGAUGAGCGCGUGCGACUAAUGAACGAGAUCCUCUCCGGUAUACAAGUCAUCAAAAUGUAUACCUGGGAAAAACCAUUCGCAGACCUCGUAGCGAAAGCAAGGAAACGUGAAAUCAAACAAAUAAGGGCAACGUCCUACAUCCGGGGCGUGUUGACAUCCUUCAUAAUGUUCACAACUAGAAUCUGCUUAUUUUGUUCAAUCCUCGCGUACGUGCUCGACAAUAACUUUAUCAGCGCCAAACAAGUCUUCGUGGUUACUAGUUUUUACAAUAUAUUAAGACAAACUAUGACAGUCUUCUUUCCCCAAGGUAUCGCACAAGUAGCAGAAGCAACAAUAUCGAUAAAACGGUUACAAAACUUUAUGCUGUAUGAAGAUACAAGCAAGCCCGUGCCCGGCCUAGCAGAAAUACAAACAUCGACAAAACCUAAAAGCGAAGGUAAAAAAAAAACAGCGGAAGUAAUUAAAGAAGAACCUAAGUUUACUGACGACAUUACUGCGGAUAACGAAGACAUAGAAGUUAAAGAAGAGGAGCCCAUGGUUAAAGGCAAUGGUAAAGCAAACACGAAUCUAGCGCCACUGGAGUCCGGGGAAGAAGAUGACCAGGAAAUAGCGGCAAGAGUAGAAGAAGAUGCUAGAGGGGUGCGAUUAAAACAUGCCACUGCAAAGUGGAUAUCUUCGCAUCAAGAGAAUACGCUAACAGACCUCUCGCUGACAAUCAAACCGGGCAAAAUUAUUGCAGUCAUUGGGCCAGUUGGAGCAGGGAAAUCAUCACUGUUACAUGUAUUGCUGCGUGAGCUUCCUCUUAUAUCCGGUUCUUUACACGUUGGCGGCACGGUCUCGUAUGCCAGUCAGGAACCUUGGCUAUUCGCAGGCAGCGUGAGACAGAACAUUCUGUUCGGUCAGGCGAUGGACCGCCCGCGGUACAACACGGUGGUGCGGCGGUGCGCGCUGGACCGCGACUUUACUUUAUUCCCGCACGGAGACAAGACCAUCGUCGGAGAGAGGGGCGUUAGUCUCAGCGGAGGUCAACGCGCUCGUAUAUCGCUGGCCCGCGCCGUGUACAAGCGAGCGGACAUCUACCUACUAGACGACCCGCUCUCGGCAGUGGACGCGCACGUCGGCCGCCAUUUGUUCGAGUCAUGUUUAGUCGGAUACCUCCGCAACACCACCCGGAUACUCGUCACACAUCAGCUGCAGUUUCUUAGAGACGUUGAUCAAAUCGUAAUUCUAAAAAAUGGUUCUAUAGCAGCGGCAGGCAACUUUGACACGUUAAGCGCGUCAGGGUUAGACUUCGCCAAGUUGUUAGCUCGCGAAGAGGAAGAAGAUAAGCCAGCCACCGAGCCUAGCGUUACCGAAACUGACAGCGAGUCUGUACUACACGGCAGCUUUAGGAAACGUCAGAUGAGUAUACACUCGGUGAGCUCGGUGGACAACCUGACGGCCACGGCGCCGCCCGAGAGCGGGCGCGUGGAGGCGGAGGCGCGCAGCGCGGGCGCGGUGGGCGCGGCCGUGUACGGCGCCUACCUGCGCGCCGCCGGACACCCGCUCGCCGUGCUGCUCAUGCUGCUCGUGGCCACGCUCGCGCAGGUGCUGGGCUCCUCCUCCGACUGGUGGACCAGCUACUGGGUAACCCUUGAAGAAAAUAACCUAUCUACCAGAGUGAUGUACAAUUUGACUAGCCGCUUUCAAAAUGAAAACUUCAAGGACACUGACCUCAACAGAUACGAUUGUAUAUAUAUUUAUAGUGGUAUGGUGAUAGCCCUAGUGGUAGUGUCUCUAUUGCGGUCAUUCAUGUUCUUCUCAAUGGCGAUGCGCGCGUCCACGAGACUGCACAACAAUAUGUUUGCGUCCAUAACCCGAGCACCGAUGAGAUUCUUCCAUAUGAAUCCAUCUGGCAGAAUCCUGAAUAGAUUCUCUAAAGAUAUGGGGUCUGUUGAUGAAGUGCUGCCAUCUGCGUUGCUCGAUGUGUUACAAAUUGGCCUCUCCCUCAUCGGUAUCGUGGUCGUAGUAGGGAUAGUAAACUACUGGCUGUUAUUACCAACUGUUGCAAUCGGGUUCGUCUUUUACGGGCUGCGCAUUUUCUAUAUAUCCUCCUCCCGCAGCAUCAAGCGCCUCGAGGGUGUGACUCGCAGUCCAGUGUUCUCUCACCUGAACGCGUCGCUCCAGGGCAUCACUACGAUCAGAGCGUUCGGCGCGCAAGAGGCUCUCAUCAGGGAGUUCGACAACCAUCAGGACUUGCACAGCUCCGCCUGGUAUUUGUUUAUUGCUAGUUCAAGAGCGUUUGGGUUUUGGCUGGAUCUUGUAUGCGUGAUUUACAUCGCUGUUGUUACACUUAGCUUCCUCGUUUUGGGAAACAAUGAGUACGGUGGUAAUGUUGGUUUAGCUAUCACUCAAGCCAUGGGCCUUACCGGAAUGUUCCAGUGGGGUAUGAGGCAAUCCACGGAAUUAGAAAAUCAAAUGACCAGUAUUGAAAGAAUUCAAGAAUAUUCAAAUAUCGAAUCAGAACCGCCUCUGCAGUCAGCACCGGAAAAGAAACCUCCUCCAUCUUGGCCCGAGGCGGGUCGGUUGGAAUUCAAGCACGUAUACUUGUAUUAUACGCCCUCUGAACCACCCGUUCUCAACGACCUUUCAUUCGAAGUACAGCCACAAGAAAAAGUUGGCAUCGUGGGCAGAACAGGAGCUGGGAAGUCGUCACUCAUUAAUGCUUUGUUCAGGCUAGCAACAAUUGAGGGAGACAUCAUAAUAGAUGGCCGUGAAACGUCACAGCUUGGUUUGCAUGAACUACGCAGUCAGAUUUCAAUCAUCCCUCAAGAACCCGUUCUAUUCUCCGGCACCAUGCGACAUAACCUUGACCCCUUCGAUGAAUAUCCAGAUCAGGUUCUGUGGCGGGCGCUUGAAGAGGUGGAGUUGAAGGAAGCCGUGCAGGAGCUGCCGGCGGGCCUGUCGUCGCGCAUGUCGGAGGGCGGCGGCAACUUCAGCGUGGGACAGAGACAGCUCGUGUGUCUCGCUCGCGCCAUCGUGCGCCGCAACAGGCUGCUCGUGCUCGACGAGGCCACGGCUAAUGUCGACCCUCAAACUGAUGCUUUAAUUCAAACGACAAUAAGAAACAAAUUCGCCAAGUGCACAGUGCUCACAAUUGCUCAUCGGUUGCACACCGUCAUGGAUUCGGAUAAGGUGUUAGUGAUGGACGCUGGUCGCAUGGUAGAAUAUGACCAUCCGCACAAUUUGCUGCAGAAACCGGAGGGAGUGUUGCGCGCCAUGGUCGACCAGACCGGCCGCGCCACCGCAGAGACACUCGCUAGAGUCGCGCUACAGGCAUAUGAAAAUCAACAGAAGCAGUCAGCGGGUCCUUCCGUUUGA